Molecule: messenger RNA, 2462 nt
Organism: Oppia nitens
Lineage: Eukaryota; Metazoa; Arthropoda; Arachnida; Sarcoptiformes; Oppiidae
Product: protein AF-10-like
Exons: 9
Coding region: 215-2377 (720 amino acids)
Biological process (GO): regulation of transcription by RNA polymerase II
Cellular component (GO): nucleus
Molecular function (GO): histone binding; nucleosome binding
Source: RefSeq, a predicted model, not a curated record
AAUGAAUGUAAUGCAUUGAAUGCAAUGCAUUGACUGUAUUGAGUCUAUGAGUCUAUUAAGUGUAUUGACUAUUGAGUGACUCUAUUGAGCGCCAACUGAGUGCUCGGCCACUGACUGACUACUGGAUGACUGUUUGGCCACCGAUAGCACCAAUCAUGACAUCAAUACAUGUGAGUGAGCGUCAAAUACUUGUUGUUUUGCAACAAUCACUACAAUGAAAGAGAUGGUCGGCGGCUGUUGUGUCUGUUCCGACGAAAGGGGUUUUUAUGAGAAUCCGCUGGUCUAUUGUGAUGGACAGGGAUGUAAUGUAGCCGUACAUCAGGCCUGUUAUGGUAUUGUCUCAGUACCGACCGGCCCGUGGUAUUGCCGAAAGUGUGAAUCACAGGAAAGACAGGCUCGAGUUAGGUGCGAGUUGUGUCCAUCAAAAGACGGUGCUUUGAAGCGGACAGACAGCCAAAGUUGGGCUCAUGUGGUUUGCGCUCUUUAUAUACCAGAAGUGAGAUUUGGUAAUAAUAAUACUAUGGAACCGAUUAUACUUCAAUUGGUUCCGCCCGAGAGGUAUAGUCGCACGUGUUAUCUGUGUGAAGAACAUGGAAAGGAGGCUAAAGCACAUACAGGUGCGUGUAUGCAAUGCAACAAACAGGGAUGUAAACACUACUUUCACGUUACCUGCGCACAGGCAGCAGGUCUACUAUGUGAAGAGGCCGGCAAUAACAUGGAUAAUGUUAAGUAUUGUGGUUAUUGUAGUCAUCACUACCAGAAACUUAAAAAGGAGGGAAACAUAAAACCAAUUCCAGCUUUUAAGCCGAUUCCCAACGAUAACUCUACUCCCGAGUCGAGUCCUGAAAAGUUUUCAACACUAAAAGGUCAGUCAUUGCAAAACAUGACUUAUCCGAGUGAAUCAAAACAUCCAAAGAAAAAGACUGCUAAAACUGGAAGCAUAUCUUCAAACGCAUCGAUGGCUUCUCCGACUUCUAUUCACUCAAAUUCAAAUCACCUAUUAAUGCAUUCUUUUAAAUAUGAGUCGAAGAUUAAGACUGAUAAUACCGGUGAAGAUAUAGUGACAACAAAAUUAAGUCAUUCACCACUACAUACUGAAGCAUCAAUUGAAACUUCCAGUAAAAAGAAAAAGAAAUCGAUUGCUUCUUCAUCACCACCGACAGCACCAUUGAGUCCAAUGGCCUCUAAUUCUAUACCUACUCCUGAGAUUAAGCCAACAAACCCAUCAUUAUUUGCCUCAAUAUUUUCUUCGUCAAUGAAUGCAUCAAAUAGUACAUCAAAUAGUGAUAAAAUUAAUCAAAAUGUGAAACAAAGUGUUAGUAACAUCCAGAACACAACUGGAUUCAAACGAAACAAAUUUGAUGGCAGUAUUGAUAAUAAAAAGAAGAUCAAGAAGUCUAGCGCUUCACCAGAACCUAUUUUCAAAACAAAGUCUGCGGCAAAAGAUUAUAGCGAUUCAAAGCCUAUUGUAAAGAAAGUCCGGCGAAAGAAAAAUGAGAUUAACGCCAAUGACUUAACUAACGGUGUUUUAUCACUUCCAGUGAAUCACCCAAAUAUGACACCUCUUCAAAACGGUUAUAUAAAUACCAAUUCAUUACUUCAUAGUACAACCUCUCAAUCAACUAUCAAUGGUUUCUCAACUGAUAUGCUAACAAACGAAAGAAAUAAUACUACAAACCAUAAGAAAGGAUCAGAACAACCAAAUAAUGAUAGAUAUGAUGUGCCUCAAACUUUGGAGCAGCUCCUAGAACGCCAAUGGGCACAGGGAUCUCAAUUUAUUAUAGAUCAGGCGCAACACUUUGACAUCGCAUCUUUGCUUUCAUGUUUACAUCAAUUAAGGUCAGAAAAUAAUCGUUUAGAAGAAAGGGUUAGAGAACUGAUCUCCAGACGCGAUCAUUUACUGGCUGUAAAUGCGCGGCUCACGGCUCCGGCAAAUAAUGUAUUUCCCAUUAACGGAGCGCUAAACACUUUUAACUCAAACAAUAUGCCAAUGAGUGGUCAGUCAGCAUCACCAGUGAGCGCUCACUCAGCUCUAUCUGCGGCUUCAUCUCCUCGAACUCAUACUAAUUCUCCAUCAGAAAUACAAAAUAAAAGUAUUCGAGUGUCGAGUCCGGCACAAAGUGCCAGUCCGUCAAUAGCCAGAAGCCAUCCAUCGUUUUCGUCAUUUCAUAAUAAUAAUAAUAAUAACGAUUCUAUUGGAUUAACAAAUCAUUUGUUUUCAAAUAUAUCACAAUCUUAUCCAUCAAACUGUGUGCCCACCACUUCCAGUCUGAGCGGUCAGUCCUCUCCAACUCAUUCACAGUCUUACUUUGGUUUGCCAUCGCAUUCACAGAGUUUCAGUUGUAUUCGUAAAGCAAACGGAUCAGAUAAAAGAUAAUCAUUUUUAUCUUUAUAAUCAAGAUAUCUAUCAUUUUGUAUAAAAUAUACACUAUAUCUCACAUAUUUAUUCAAUUGACAAAUAC